AUGGAACAUUUUGAACCUAUUCCACUUCAAUUAAUACCAACCAAUUGUCAAACCAUCUGUGAUGAUGACGAUAAAUCACCCAACCAAGUAAUCAUCCUACUUGAUAUUACAAAUCAACAAAAUUUAGCAUCACAAAUUGUCUUUGUACUUGAUUUUAUUAAAUCUUCACCCAACCACGUUCAUUUUGACCUCUUGGUUCAUCAACACAAAUCCCCUCCAAGAGAAAUUUCAUUAAAUAGAACCAAAAAUGAUAUGGUAUCUGAUUUAAAUAAAUUUAAAAAUGAAUCAAAUCAUAAUCAAACUAUAGAUAUGGCCUCUUCUUUUAAAUGUCUUUUUAAAAGUUUGGGAGAUUCAGUGUCAGAAUCAUUGGACCAAUGUUUAUUAUCAAUCAGACCCAAGUCGUCACAAAAGGGAGACCCAGUCAUUGUAUUGUUUUCAUAUGCUUUGCCACCUCGUCCAAAUCAAAGACUACUCAAAUCCAUUAGAAACAUUCAAUCACAGUCUGUACACUUACUUGCUGUGGUCCAGAAUGGAAUCAUUAGCAAUCAAUUGGAUAAUUGUCCUAUCUUUUAUCCAUUGAAAAUGAAUGACCUCUUGUCCACAUUAUUUAAACAACAAAACAGUGAUUUCUCCAUUGAGGUAAUCUUGGACCAAGAGAGCAAGGCCCAAAAACUCAAUGAAAACGUAGUUUUGAAAAUGUCAAUCAAACCAGAAAACAAACCACUUCCACCAAAAUCAUAUCUUCAAAUUGGAAGAAAUGAAUUUUAUUAUGGUGUCAACAUUUGUUUGGGUGAACAAGGAGUCCAACCAGAUGAAUCAAGAACUAUCCCGUUUACUCUCAAACCAAUUCAAAAUACUUUUGCCACUCGUAUGCCACCUAGUCGCAUUCAGUUUAAAAUUGUCCAAGACCCAACAAAUGAAAAGGUCAAAGUUUUAACUCAGGGCUACUUUAGUAUUCCAACCGCAUUGUUUUCAGGAGAGUUUUUUGAUUUCCAAUUGGUUGUGGUGAUUGAUGGAAAAGCUGGGUCUGGUAAAUCAACAGUUAUCAAUGGAAUCUAUAAUACUUUUCAUGAUAGAGAAAUCAAAUAUCCAUAUUUUACAUCAAAUUGUGGUGCUGUACAUGGAACUCAUGCAUUCAACUUUACUCCAAUGUGUGAUAUCCUACAAAAAAACUCAAAACUCAAUAGUCUCCUCAUCAAAGAUAUCAUUGACAACCUAAAUGUCACUGUUGUAGAUAAAAAGGGAUACACCGAAUCUGAUACAACCCCAGUGAUAAGUGGAUUAUUAAAUGGUCAGUUCCGUCACAAUGAAACCAGACUCUAUCAAGAAACCGAUCCAAACUACAAGGUAAAUGGAUGUAUUCUAGUAGCAUCUAUUAAAUCUUUUGUUUCUGAAACUUCUACAGAUUUUACAAUGAUUAGAACAAAAGUUAGAGAACUUUUAUCAAAUAAGAUACAUCCUAUUUUAGCCAUUACAUUUCUUGAUGAAUUAAGUGAGAAUGAAAUGACACUACCAAAAGCCAAUAUUGCUACGCUUGGAGUUGAAGUGGGAAAUAUUUUCUAUAUGGAUAAUUACCUUGGUCACACCAAGGAGAGAAUGAUUGAAAAGGAUUACCAAAACUUUGAAUUAUUACUUUGUGCCAGAAAACUUGCUGAAAAUUAUAUUAAUAAUUUAUAA
Cavenderia fasciculata is the source of this 1677-nucleotide messenger RNA. RefSeq lists its product as uncharacterized. NCBI's taxonomy places the organism in Eukaryota, Evosea, Eumycetozoa, Acytosteliales, Cavenderiaceae. The transcript is spliced from 3 exons. Bases 1 to 1677 code for a protein of 558 amino acids. The record is from RefSeq and is a predicted model, not a curated record.